This is a messenger RNA of Tribolium castaneum (red flour beetle), 1783 nucleotides long. RefSeq names its product Flotillin 2 (gene Flo2). NCBI's taxonomy places the organism in Eukaryota, Metazoa, Arthropoda, Insecta, Coleoptera, Tenebrionidae. The record is from RefSeq and is a predicted model, not a curated record. Bases 205 to 1506 code for a protein of 433 amino acids. Gene Ontology annotation, biological process: regulation of myoblast differentiation; protein localization to plasma membrane. The transcript has 6 exons. Gene Ontology annotation, cellular component: plasma membrane; cytoplasmic vesicle; flotillin complex.
AAGCGACGGUGGACGGUUAAAUUGGGGAGAAAUUGCGUUUAGGGUUGUUUAAAUAAAGUUGGUGCGCCUGCGUUAGGCAGUAGGUCGUAGUAUGAUUACGGCUUAAAAAAUUAAAGCGGAGUUUUUUCAUGUUUAACCUGAAAUUUUAAGGGGGUUUUGUGGAGGGUUUGUGACUGUGUGUGUGGUGCCGAGGUGUUGGGAGACAUGGGAAAUAUCCAUACGGUGGGACCGAAUGAAGCCCUCAUUGUUUCAGGAGGAUGCUGCGGUUCGACCAAGCGCGUGACGAUCGUAGGCGGCUGGGCAUGGGCCUGGUGGUUGGUGACGGACGUCCAGCGUCUGUCCCUCGAAGUGAUGACGUUAAAUCCCAUGUGCGGAAACGUGGAAACUGCUCAGGGGGUUCCCCUAACGGUCACAGGAGUGGCCCAGUGCAAGAUAAUGAAAGCUGAUGAACUCCUCUACACCGCUUCGGAGCAGUUUCUCGGGAAAUCAGUCAAGGAGAUCAAAGCGACGAUUCUCCAGACGCUGGAAGGGCACUUGCGUGCCAUUUUAGGAACUCUUACAGUCGAAGAGGUGUACCGCGACCGGGACCAAUUCGCAGCCCUCGUCCGGGAAGUGGCAGCCCCGGAUGUGGGUCGGAUGGGCAUCGAGAUCCUCUCCUUCACCAUCAAGGACGUCUAUGACGACGUCCAGUACCUCACAUCCCUCGGGAAAGCCCAGACGGCGAUGGUGAAACGCGACGCCGACGCCGGCGUCGCCGAAGCCAACCGGGAUGCCGGAAUACGCGAAGCCGAAUGCCAGAAAUCGGCAAUGGACGUCAAGUACUCCACCGACACCAAAAUCGAGGACAAUUCACGAAUGUUCAAGUUGCAAAAGGCCAACUUCAAUCAAGAAAUUAACACUGCCAAAGCCGAAGCACAAUUGGCCUACGAAUUACAAGCCGCUAAAAUUCGCCAAAAAAUUCGAAACGAAGAAAUUCAGAUCGACGUGGUCGAGAGGAAAAAACAAAUCGAAAUCGAGGCUCAAGAAGUGAUGAGGAAAGAGAGGGAGUUGAAUGCGACGGUGAGGCUUCCGGCCGAAGCCGAGAGCUACAAAGUCCAAAUGAUCGCGGAAGGGAAGCGGACUCAGACUGUGCAGACGGCCAAGGCCGAAAGCGAGCGCAUCAAGCUUUUGGGCACGGCUGAGGCCUCGGCCAUCGCAGGCAUCGGCAAGGCCGACGCGGAGCGCAUGCGCCAGAAAGCCGCCGUUUACAAGCAAUUCGGGGACGCCGCCAUCAUGUCUCUCGUCAUAGAUGCCUUACCAAAGAUCGCAGCCGAAGUCUCCGCUCCGUUGGCCAAAACCGAGGAGAUUGUUCUGAUUGGAGGCCCUGACACGACGACGGCCGAGAUUACCCGACUGGUGGGCCAGAUCCCACCCGCCGUCAAUGCCUUAACGGGAGUGAAUCUAUCCCAAGUUCUCGGGAAAAUCCCCGGAGCUACAACGCAACAAGUCGCUGCCGCUGUCAAAUAAUAACCUUGCACUUUGGCUCAGGAUGUUUUUUUUGGCGAACUCACUCGCCUGCGGCUGGUGUUCAUACAAAUUCAGUAGGGUAGUAAAAAAUUCUCGAUGUAUUUUUCUACUCCCAUUGGACGGAUGAGUCGGUUUUUGUUUCGGGUUCGAUUGAACACCAACUAGUACUCCGCUUUACCUUUUUUAUUUUGUCUAUAUUUUGUGUUGUUUUAGGCUUUUACACUAGGUGUGUAUUGUUACUACCCACUUGUGUGAAUAAACAUAUUUUAGUAAAUGG